ACUAAUAUGGCCAUGUGUUGCUAUUUUAUCCCCUAAAUUUGUACAAUUACGCUCAUAUACUCUAUCAUUGAUUUCAUUGUGGUUUAUACCACCCAUAGUUUAUGCAAUUAUCACCAAAUACAACGUGUGUAGUCCUACUGCGUUUGCCGGGCGGUGCAGGUUGCCCAUAGCGGAUCGUAUUCUACAUAUUGUUGCUUAAUAGCUUAAGGCAAGUAACAAUGGCAAGUCCAAAUGAACCAGCGGCGUUGGGUGAUAUUGAGGGACGAGGAGUGGCUUCGGACGGUGAUGGCCUAGAUGCUGCCAAAAAAAAGUAUCUCAAUAGACUUCUCGUGGAAGAAGCCAUUAACGAUGAUAACUCUGUGGUAUCAUUGCACCCAAACCGUAUUGAAGAACUUGGGUUGUUCAGGGGUGACACUGUAAUGCUCAAGGGUAAAAAAAGACACACUACAGUUUGCAUCGUAUUGGCUGAUAAGGACCUGGAUGAAGGGAAAGUGCGCAUGAACAAAAUUGUUCGCAAAAACCUCAGGGUUAUGCUUGGAGACUUCGUUAGGAUCGCGCCGUGCUCCGAUGUACCUUAUGGUAAAAAGAUCCAAGUCUUGCCUCUGGACGAUACCGUGGAAGGACUCUCAAGGGAUGCGCUUUUUGAUGUUUAUCUCAAACCCUACUUCUUGGAAAGCUACCGUCCAGUGAAGAAGGGUGACCUCUUUUUAGUUAGGGGUGCCUUCAAGGCAGUUGAGUUCAAAGUAGUAGAGGUAGACCCCGGAGAGUACUGUAUAGUGGCACCCGAUACCGUGAUUUAUCAUGAAGGUGAUCCUAUCAAACGCGAUGAAGAGGAAAAACUGGAUGACGUGGGUUAUGAUGAUAUUGGAGGCUGUAGGAGGCAGAUGGCACAAAUUAGAGAAAUGAUAGAAUUGCCAUUGAGGCACCCAGGGCUGUUCAAAACAUUAGGUGUCAAACCGCCCCGUGGUGUAUUGCUCUACGGUCCUCCGGGGUCUGGAAAGACACUCAUCGCAAGGGCCGUUGCCAACGAAACCGGAGCUUACUUCUUCCUUAUCAAUGGACCAGAAGUAAUGAGUAAAAUGGCAGGUGAAGCUGAAUCGAACCUUAGGAGAGCUUUUGCUGAGGCUGAGAAGAAUGCGCCAGCUAUCAUCUUUAUCGAUGAAGUGGAUUCUAUAGCCCCAAAGAGGGAGAAAACCAACGGUGAAGUUGAAAGAAGAGUUGUUUCACAGCUAUUGACCCUUAUGGACGGUCUAAAAGGCAGGGGGCAAGUGGUAGUCAUUGCAGCCACCAACAGACAGAACUCCAUAGACCCGGCACUUAGAAGGUUUGGUAGGUUCGACAAGGAGAUUGACAUUGGCGUCCCUGAUGAUACCGGAAGACUGGAGAUCUUGAAAAUCCAUACCAGGAAUAUGAAACUUGCUCCUGAAGUAAAAUUGGAAGAACUGGCAGCAAAUUCACACGGUUUUGUCGGAGCUGACCUCGCUCAAUUGUGUACAGAAGCAGCACUUGGGUGUAUCAGGGAGAAGAUGGGAGCCAUUGACCUAGAAGAAGACACUAUCGAUACUGCUAUUCUUGAUUCAAUGGCAGUCACACAGGAGCAUUUUAACGCCGCAAUUGCUACAUGUAACCCAUCAUCACUGCGUGAGACCGUAGUGGAGAUUCCCAACGUCAAGUGGGAUGAUAUUGGAGGUUUGGAGUCAGUGAAGAACAGUUUGAGAGAAAUGAUUCUAUACCCAAUAGAACACCCAGAAAAGUUCGAAAAGUUUGGCAUGUCACCAAGCAGAGGUGUGUUGUUCUACGGCCCUCCAGGUUGUGGUAAGACUCUGUUGGCCAAAGCCGUGGCUUCUGAAUGCAGCGCUAACUUCAUAUCAAUCAAGGGGCCCGAACUACUGACUAUGUGGUUUGGCGAAUCCGAAGCGAAUGUACGUGAAGUUUUCGACAAGGCCAGGACUUCAGCACCUUGUGUGCUUUUCUUUGAUGAGCUGGAUUCCAUAGGUGCAGCUAGAAGUGGUGGUGCAGGUGAAGGAACCGUGGCAGGUGACCGUGUAAUGAAUCAACUCCUGACAGAAAUCGAUGGUGUGUCAGCCAAAAAGAACAUCUUCUUCAUAGGAGCUACCAACAGGCCGAAUUUACUAGAUGAAGCAUUGCUGAGGCCCGGAAGGCUCGACCAGCUCAUAUAUAUCCCGCUGCCAGAUCUGCCAGCUAGGGUGUCAAUUUUGAACGCACUCUUGCGCAAGUCACCAGUGGCUGAUAAUGUGCCCAUUUCAUACCUUGCCCAAAAAACAGCUGGCUUCUCAGGUGCCGAUCUAGCAGAAAUGUGCCAAAUUGCAGCCAGAUCCGCUAUCAGGGACGCCAUUGCAUAUGAGGAGAAACAUGGCAAGACACCCACAGAAGGUACACCGGAUUUCACUUAUGAAAUACAACGUAAGCACUUCCAGGAAGGUCUGGCAAAUGCAAGGCAUUCGGUAACCUCCACUGAUUUGGCCAAAUUCGACAACUUCAGGAACAAAUUCGACCCACUCUACAAAACCAGGGGUGCCGGAGGAGAUGAAAUCGAUAUAGACUGGCCAGAUGACAAUGAAACCAAUAACCAUAUGGAUGUCGUCGAUGAUGACGAUGAUUUAUACGCAUAAACAA
Molecule: messenger RNA, 2637 nt
Organism: Babesia bovis T2Bo
Lineage: Eukaryota; Apicomplexa; Aconoidasida; Piroplasmida; Babesiidae
Product: putative cell division control protein 48
Exons: 2
Coding region: 219-2633 (804 amino acids)
Biological process (GO): mitotic spindle disassembly; retrograde protein transport, ER to cytosol; autophagosome maturation
Cellular component (GO): cytosol; VCP-NPL4-UFD1 AAA ATPase complex; nucleus
Molecular function (GO): ATP binding; ATP hydrolysis activity; polyubiquitin modification-dependent protein binding
Source: RefSeq, a predicted model, not a curated record